Messenger RNA from Pneumocystis jirovecii RU7, 1311 nucleotides. RefSeq names its product AAA family ATPase VPS4. The record is from RefSeq and is a predicted model, not a curated record. Bases 1 to 1311 code for a protein of 436 amino acids. Gene Ontology annotation, biological process: endosomal transport; vacuole organization. The transcript has 9 exons. Lineage: Eukaryota; Fungi; Ascomycota; Pneumocystomycetes; Pneumocystales; Pneumocystaceae. Gene Ontology annotation, molecular function: ATP binding; ATP hydrolysis activity.
AUGUCUAAUAUUGAUUUUCUUGGGAAAGCUAUUAGUAUUGUUAAAAAAGCUAUUGAAGAAGAUAAUGCACAAAAAUAUAAUGAAGCAUAUAAACUUUAUAUUAAUUCUUUAGAAUGUUUUAAUAUGGCUCUUAAGUAUGAAAAGAGUGAAAAUGGGAAAAAUCUUAUUAGGGAUAAAGUGACUCAAUAUCUUGAUAGAGCUGAAAUGUUAAAAGAAUAUCUUGAAAAAAAUAAUGGAAAUAUGAAGUACAGAUCAGUCAAAAUUAAUGGGAAUGAGCUUGGUUUAGGAAAAAAAAUGAAAAAAGAUAGUGAUAGCGAUGAUAAUGACGAUAUUGAAACAAGAAAACUUAAAAGCGCAUUAGCAAGCACAGUAAUAUCUGAAAGUCCUAAUGUUAGAUGGGAUGAUGUGGCAGGUUUAGACAGUGCAAAAGAUGCAUUAAAAGAGGCUGUUAUAUUGCCUGCAAGGCUUCCUCAUUUGUUUAAAGGUAGCCGAAAACCAUGGAUAGGAAUAUUGUUGUAUGGGCCUCCUGGAACUGGUAAGUCACAUUUAGCAAAAGCAGUGGCAACUGAAUCUAAAUCAACUUUUUUUUCUGUAAGUUCAAGUGACCUUGUUAGUAAGUGGAUGGGUGAAAGUGAACGACUUGUUAAACAAUUAUUUGCAAUGGCUCGUGAGAAGAGGCCUGCAAUAAUAUUUAUUGAUGAAAUUGAUGCACUUGCUGGUACUAGGAAUGAUGGUGAUAGUGAAGCCUCACGAAGAAUUAAGACUGAACUUUUAGUGCAAAUGAAUGGUGUAGGAACUGACUCUUCAGGAAUUCUUGUUCUUGGUGCUUCUAAUAUACCAUGGGCUUUAGAUCCUGCUAUUCGUCGAAGAUUUGAAAGGCGUGUUUAUGUUCCUUUGCCUGAUUCUACUGCAAGAUUGAAAUUGUUUAAAUUGAACAUUGGAGAUAUACCAACUGAAUUAACUGCUAAUGAUUUUAAAAUUCUUGUAGAGAAAACAGAAGGAUACUCGGGUUCUGAUAUAGCUAUUGCUGUUAGAGAUGCUGUUAUGGAACCAGUACGUCGAAUUUAUAGCGCUACUCAUUUUUGUUAUGUUGACUGUCCUAAUGGUAAACGUCUUCUUACUCCAUGUUCUCCUGGUUUUUUAGGGGCACAAGAGAUGACAUGGGAAAAAGGAACUGCUGAUACUUUACUUGAACCUAUAUUAACUAUGAAUGAUUUUCUUAAAGCUCUUAAAAACACACGUCCUACUGUUAGUUCUGAUGAUCUUACACGCUAUAUUCAAUUUACACAUGAAUUUGGUUUAGAUGGUUAA